Messenger RNA from Cyclocybe aegerita, 1704 nucleotides. Lineage: Eukaryota; Fungi; Basidiomycota; Agaricomycetes; Agaricales; Hemipholiotaceae. The record is from the annotation of a GenBank genome assembly.
AUGCUGACGGUCGGUGACGGGCGUUUAGCACGACGAGCCGACUCGGACAACGCGCCGCUCCGCCUCCCAACUGAGCUCACCACGAUGAUCUUCGAGAUCAAUCGCCAUUCGGCCACGGGGUUGCUCCGUCCUCAGUGGCAACUUCCAGCGUCAUUGCGACUCUUGCCCUCCCAGCUCCCAAUGGCUGUAAUCCCAGCGUCCAUAGGGAGAGAAGAGGACAGAACCCCCCCGCUCCUCAACCAGGACCAAACUCGACUGGAGCGGCGUCCACCAGACGAACAACACCUGGGACCCCACCCUGGCGAACCCCGUGGGCAAUGCCUAAGUUUGACGUCUUCCGAGAAGGAUCUUCCCUUCAGCGUCAGCGGGGCCAUCGUCAUCAUCGUCGUGGUCCUACCGAUGAGCGGUCAAUCGGCAGGAAUGAGAUCCAGGCAGCCGUCGAGUUUGAUGCCCCCUGUGCUCGCGAAUUUCUCCAAUCCCCAACCUGCGGCAUCUUCACAACAGGCAGCCCUAGAUGGACCUUCCGUUGAGCAUGACCGCGGCCAUGUGCGGACGGCUGGCAGGAAUGCUGGAGAAGCAUCUACUCCAGCGCUCGGUGGCAACACCAAAUUCACCAGUGUCAUGAGCACAGUCGGCACUACUGACGCCUGCCACGGUCCUCCUCCUGUCGCUGGGUCGCAGUGUUCUACACCGCCCUUUCCUCAACACCAACACCACCAGCAUCACCAGCAACAACACCAGCAACAACUACAGGUGGAUCAUGGUGUCUCCGCCGUCGUGCCAUAUCCCCCUUGUCCUAUGCCAGAAGUGGUGACAAACCUGCAACAACGGAUAUCUGCUUACGAGGAUGCCCGUGCACGCAUUGCGUCUGCAGAACGGCUUGCCCAGGCAGCCCGAGCCGCUGGUCACCGUCUACUGACGGAUACUUGUCCGCCGCCGGAGAACGCUCUUCCGCUCCGAUCGUCGAUACCGACCUCCUCUUCGUUUGUCGAGUUCCGCGUGAACGUUGGUGGCGCAACCAACUUCGAUAUCUCCACUCCAGCGACUGAAGCAGAAAGAUGCCGGGCGGUACGGGCGAAGGCUCAGAAGGAGGCGCAGAAGGAGGCUCAAAAGGACGCCAAGAAGAAGGACCCAGAAGAAGGCCCAGAAGAAGGCAUUCGCAGCUCUCCAGUCGUUAGAGAGGUUGCGGAGGAGACCCAGCGCCUUGUUCCUGGGGUGGUUGUUAAGAGAAGCCGCAACAGGACUGACAGCCCACCUCCCACUGAACCCUAUCGUCCAUCGGAGAAGGCACUUGGAAAGCGCAAGGCUGUGGAGAUUCUUGCAGAAGUGGACGGUGUCGAAUUUCUCGACGGCGACUUGCCCGACGACGCUGAGGAGUCUACGGAAUGCCAGCCUGUCUUCAAAGCCGACGAACAGUGUGCAAAGGAGACGCCCUCCUCGAAGCCAUACCCGGAGUGCAACUGCACAGGCGUCGAGCACGAGGUCAGUUGCAUUUUGGAUACGGUCUUUGCCUCGCUAUCGGAUCCUCCGACCACGACGAGUACAGAUGCAGUUGAAGCGGGGAGCACAGUCGGAGUUGUGGAUUUUCCGGAAUUGAAUUACCUAGCGGAGGGUCAGGACGAACCACUCGACUCAUCAGCGCACCUAGAGGGAUUUUCGUUUGCAGAGGACCCAUUCGGGUUUGAACUUUGGCCUCUGUCCUGA